UUAUCAAGUUAAACUGUCAAAGAAACGACUGCCUUGGUGCUGUAGUUCUUGUACUUUUUCUUUUGACUUUGAGUCGGGUCUUUAAAAGGAAAAGCCAAAGUUUAUUAAAAUGAUAUCUCAGUUUGUGAUGUAUGUAUAACUUAUCGAAAAUGUUCUAAGUGUCUCAACAGAUAUACGAAGCUUUAAAUGAACGUUUGAACAGGAAACGGAUUAGGAGAUAAGAAGUCAUUUCAGUUUAGAGAUGUCGGGCGGUACGAAUUUGGUGGUACCAGUGGUGCUGUGGGGCAAGAGUCCUCCGACGCACUGUGUCUCCUGUGUUUACCUUUCGAGAGAUCAGUCCACCCUGAUCACCGGUUGCUACGAUGGCCAGAUAUGCCUGUGGCAAGUUGACCCAGAGACUCUCAAGAUGACUCCACGGUGCCUUCUUGUUGGACACACUGCGCCGAUCCUGUGUCUUUCCAAAGCAAGUGUCGUCUUGGAUAACAAUUUUGUCGUCAGUUCUUCUGAAAAUGGAGAAAUGUGCACUUGGGACCUUGUUGAUGGGAAAUGUAGGGAAUUGGCAAAACUACCUUAUGUACACACUAGUUUGCAGGCUUAUCACAUGGAGGGCACUGAAGAUGCAAGAUUAUUUUGCAAUGGCUAUUAUGCAGAUGUUCUUGUUAUGGAUCCCUUCAGUCUUGAAGUAAUAUUUACACUCUCAUCAAAAGUGAGCCCAGAUUGGAUAAGUGCUUUACAUGUACUGAGGCCAAAUAAAAGAAAAGAUGAUGUUGUGCUUGCCUUAACAACAACAGGUACUGUUAAAAUGUGGACUCUCUCAGGAACUGAAAGCAAGACAUCGGAUCCAAUUUUUGAGAAUGAGAGUAAGCAAAUCAGAUGCCUUAAUGCCUUGGCAAUGAGUUGUUGUACUGAAAAUCAACGGACUGUACUUAUAGUAACCUCAAAAUACUGGCAGAUAUAUGAUGCUGGCGAUUUUUCUGUUCUUUGUUCGGUCAUGGCUGCUCCGGGUGAAAGAUGGCUCAGUGGCCACUUUCUUUGCCCAGAUCGUGUACUUGUCUGGUCUGAUGAAGGAAAAGGUUAUAUAUACAAACUUCCGGCAAACAAACUAAAAGGCAGAAUCAUCACAUCCGGCAGUGUAGCUGACAAUAAAGAUUUUCAUACCCAAGCUAGUAAUGAGGAUACACCAUUCUUGUAUUGCCUUCUUGAAGCACCUUCAAGAAAGCCUGUUUGCUGCCCCCCUGCAAUGAGGUUUGUUGAAAAGUCUUCUAAAGGGCCAAUUUUAAUAAGGGCAGAUUCUGAAGGCUCUGUUAUCGUUUGGGCAGUUCCACAAAUAACCAAUGCACAACUUGCCCAAAUCAGGCAGCAGCCACCAAAUAAUCCGACAGCAAUGGGACCUAUUAUUAGCACAAGUAUCGCUGAAUCUUGGGCAGCAAUGAAACCCCCGCCUGUUGGAAUCCUUGAUCAAUUGGAAAGUGGUGCUAAAUUAACUGCAAGUAUUUAUUUGCCUCAACAAGGGCGCUUGGUAGUAGGCAGAGACGAUGGCACAAUUGUAAUUGUCCCUGCUACUCAGACUGUUAUGUUACAGUUACUUCAUGGCAAUCAUCAACAAUAUGAUGAUUGGCCGCCCCAUCAGAUGUUAGUUGGCCAUUCUGGACGAGUUAAUUCUCUCCUUUAUCCAUAUCAUGUUCAUCCUCGCUACGACAAAUCACAUCUAGUCAGUGGUGGGGUUGAUUUUGCAGUUUGUCUUUGGGACUUAUACGCUAGUACUUUGCUGCAUAGGUUUUGUGUCCAUGCCGGAGAGAUAACUCAGCUACUGGUUCCACCAAACACUUGCAGUCCCCGAGUUUUAGAGUGUAUAUGCUCUGUUGCUAGUGAUCACUCAGUUACUUUGCUUAGCCUUACAAAGAGAAAAUGCAUUGUACUUGCCUCGAGACAUUUAUUUCCGGUUGUGAAUAUAAAGUGGAGGCCCUUGGAUGACUUCAUGAUUGUGGGUUGUUCAGAUGGAACUGUUUAUGUGUGGCAAAUGGAAACAGGCCAUUUGGAUCGAGUACUUCAUGGAAUUAAUGCUGAAGAGGUGAUGUAUGCCUGUGAUGAAAACACCUCGUCUGCAAUUUCUGGAGAGUCAGGUUUGGCUAACCCAGCAGUACAUUUUUUUAGAGGUCUUAGACACAGAAAUAUAUCAGCCAUUCGUCAUGCUACUCAGCGUGGGCUUCAUCAGCUACAACAACUCAGUCACCAUAAUCAUCACCAUGGUGAUGACCAACAGAAACCAAGAGCCUUCCCGCUCAUGAUACAAGGGUUAAGAACAAAUCCUAAGGAUCCUGAAAGUCAUAUAUUAUGCUUUGAUAUAGAAGCUCUUAUAGUUGAGCUUUUGAGCGAAGAAUAUAGUGCUAUGUCUCCUGGUACUCUAGAAGCACAUGGUCUUAUCAAUGCCUCAGAGUAUCAAAAAGUUGCUGCUCUUACGACAUCCGCUUCACCUGAUGCUCAGAAGAAAAUAGCUGACUUCUUUGGUAAAAUGAAAAAUAAAGCAGGAGACAUGGAAAGGAUGCUUAAGGAAAAAGAUAAACACGGAAUCAUUGCCAAAAUGAAAGAGGGUGCAGAAAACAUGCAAACCAAAUUACACGCAAAGGCUGAAAUUGUCGGAUUCAAACCUAUUUCAAGUGACUCUAAAGGUGAUGGUAAUGAAGUUAGUCGUGUGAAGGUAUGUGAGGCAAAUCUUAUGAUGGAACUUUGCCAGCUCCUGCUUUCUCUUCUGCACGCUUGGGGGCUGGAUCCCCAUCUUGAUCUUCUAUGUGAGAGUAAGCUUGGUCUCUUGAGGCCGCUUGUCCCCGUCUCAUUUGGAGUAAUUUCCAAAGCAGGUUAUAUGAGUCUUUUACUUCCGACAUGGCAACUCUGCCAGAAAUCUCCACCAUCUCUUGAAAGUAACCCUUCAGGGGGAUCGAGCCUAUCAGCUCAGAUACCUCCAGAGCUGGUAGAAUUGGAAAAUGCCACAAGACAAUUUACUUCAACUACACAUUGGGAAUUGAGCACAAGUGUAACAACAAAUCAUUUGUUGGCGAUAGUUGCACUUGCGAAUACACUCAUGUCUAUGAACAAUGCUUCAUUUGUCGCAGAACAGGAAAGAAAUAGAAAAUUAAUGAGACAAAAUACCAUUCGUGCAUGGGGCCCAGAUGAAAUUGCUAACGAAGAAACAGUUUCAUCUCAAAUCAAGCAGGGCUGGUGCCUCCUCGCAACUCUCCACUGUGUACUUUUACCAGAUAAAGUGGCACAAAGAGGUUCUAAAGCAUUCAAAAGGCCUCGAGUGGAGAUGAUGGCAUCAAGAUGGCAACAUCACUGUUUAGAAGUAAGAGAAGCAGCCCAAGCUCUUCUUCUUGCAGAAUUGACUAGACUUGGCGCUAAGGGAAGAAAAGCUUUAGUUGAUCAUUGGGCCCAGUACCUACCAAUGUACAACUCAAAUGAAACACAAAACACAAACGCACCACCUCCUCUAGCAUCCACUCCAAAUCAAAUCCAACCCCAACCUACACAACAACCAGUUGAAAGCAACCAUCCACAAUUACAUGAAGAGGAUGAAUUUGAAGAUGAAGAAAUGGCUGAGGAACUGUACUUAAGAAAACCAUCAUCAGCUGCAGAACUUAAAAGAAAACAGACCACUGCAGUAGUGUUGUUAGGGGUUAUUGGAUCUGAGUUUGGGCAAGAUGUUGGUGAAAAGAAAAAAGAAGGCGAUCAAAGGAGAAAAAGCUCUAUAAUUGAAGGAUUCGGCAUUGGAAAUAAUAAUCUCGCUAGAUUAACAAGUUUAGCUUUAACAUACCUUUUACUCACACCACCCUCUAAUCGCCUUCCAGCACAUACCCCAUUAAGAAGAGCAGCAAUAGAUUUAAUAGGUAGGGGCUUCACAGUUUGGGAGCCAUAUAUCGAUGUAAGCAAAGUUCUACUAGGACUCCUUGAGCUUUGCUGUGAUGCUGAUAAGCUCAUUCCUAGCAUGACGUAUGGACUUCCUUUAACACCUGCUGCUGAUUCAGCUAGGACUGCUAGACACGCUCUUACUCUGAUUGCAACAGUUAGGCCUGCUGCCUUCAUUACAACCAUGGCUAGAGAGGUUGCAAGAUACAAUACACUCCAACAGAAUGCACAGACAUUAAAUGUCAAUUUGUCAAAUGCAGUGCUGCACAGAGCCAAACCUGAAAUUCUGCGUUGUGUUGAACUACUGAUUGAGAAAAUGCAUGCUGAAAUGGCCGAUCUUCUUGUUGAGGUUGUGGAUGUUAUAUUGCAUUGUGUUGAAUCUGGCCAUCUAAAAGUAAAAUGCUUGAGUGAGGUAUUCCCUGCAAUCUGCCGUUUUAACCAAGUGAGUCACUGCCCCUCUACAAGAAGAAUUGCAGUUGGUGCCAAGUUUGGCACAAUCGCUUUAUAUGAACUUAGAUCGUCUAAAUGCCAGACCAUCAAAGCCCACGAUUCUGCGAUAACAGCCAAUGCUUUCUCUCCAGACGGUAAAUAUUUAGUGUCAUAUAGCUGUGGUGAAAACAAGCUUUCAUUUUGGCAGACUUCAACAGGCAUGUUUGGUCUAGGAAACAGUCAAACAAAGCGAAUUAAAACAUACAGCACUUCUCCAGUGGCUGAAAUAUCGAGGUUAAAUCCCAUGAGGGCUGCCAAAUUGGUCUGGAUCAGCAAUAGAACAGUGAUACUGAUGUUGGCUGAUGGGUCAGAAACAAGAUUCAAUGUUUAAAUGUGUGCCACUGGUUUUUUUUUGUCUUUGUAAAUUUUUAGUCAAAUUUUAGAAAAAAUGCUAAUCUGAUGCCAAUUGCUAUUUUUUAAUUUUAGUUUACAAAAUAUGUAUUACUAAUAUUCAAAAAAGGCAAGAUAUUUUAACACAUAUUCUGACAAUAACCUAUUUUUGUUACACAUGUUUUAACACAAGAUGUAAUAAGAAUUUCAAAAUGUAUUAUACAGAAAUCCAUACAAAUUUAAAUAUUAUCUACCCGUCCCGAUCAUUUAUGUAUUAUAUUAUAAGCUUUACAAAAUUAACAUUUAACAUGUAAGUUAUAACACACAAAACUUAAGUAAAUUGUUACGCAUUACUUCAUUAUAUUUUAAAAUACUGCAUUAUAA
Molecule: messenger RNA, 5103 nt
Organism: Cimex lectularius (bed bug)
Lineage: Eukaryota; Metazoa; Arthropoda; Insecta; Hemiptera; Cimicidae
Gene: Rbcn-3B
Product: WD repeat-containing protein 7
Exons: 30
Coding region: 242-4720 (1492 amino acids)
Cellular component (GO): cytoplasm
Molecular function (GO): protein binding
Source: RefSeq, a predicted model, not a curated record